Messenger RNA from Spea bombifrons (plains spadefoot toad), 3658 nucleotides. It is a transcript of the gene LLGL2, whose product is annotated as LLGL scribble cell polarity complex component 2. Gene Ontology annotation, cellular component: cytoplasm; plasma membrane; cortical actin cytoskeleton. The record is from RefSeq and is a predicted model, not a curated record. NCBI's taxonomy places the organism in Eukaryota, Metazoa, Chordata, Amphibia, Anura, Pelobatidae. Gene Ontology annotation, molecular function: myosin II binding; GTPase activator activity. Gene Ontology annotation, biological process: regulation of establishment or maintenance of cell polarity; regulation of Notch signaling pathway; cortical actin cytoskeleton organization. The transcript has 26 exons. Bases 127 to 3186 code for a protein of 1019 amino acids.
AUGAAUAGGUAAUUAGCCGGGCCCUGGGUGAGUGAACCAGGAAGCAACUGCGGCCCAGGCGCCUCCCGCUGGACACGCAUUCUGGGCACUAUCGGACACAGGGGAAGGGCCUUAAGAGUUGCUGAGAUGAAACGUUUCCUACGCUCUGGUCAUGACUCCGUGAGAGAGAGGCUCAAACGGGACUUGUUCCAGUUCAAUAAGACAGUAGAACAUGGCUUUCCACACCAGCCCAGCGCCCUUGGAUUCAGCAGUUCUCUCCAUCUCAUGGCGAUUGGUACACGCUCUGGAGCAAUUAAGAUAUACGGCAGACCAGGAGUUGAAUUCAUGGGUCUCCAUGAUGAGAAUAAUGCAGUUAUUAAGAUAAGCUUCAUUCCUAACCAGUGCCAGCUGGUGACUCUUCUAGAUGAUAACAGUCUUCAUCUGUGGUCACUGAAACACCAGGACGGGCUGUCGGAACUGCAGGAAGAGAAAAAAUUCACCCUGCGUGGUCCUCCAGGCGCACCACCCAGUGUGACGCAAAUCAAAGUGCUCCUAGCACAUUCUUCGGGGGAGAGCUUGUUCCUGGGCACAGAGGGGGGUACGGUGUUCACGUUGGCGUUACCAUCCCUGCAGGUUCUGGAAGAGAAAACUAUCGGGCAUGAGGCAGCCCUCCAGAGUCUUCCGGAUGAAUACACCAACAGACGACCGUUUGAAUCGGUUGAGGCCUUGCAAGAAAACCCCAAGAACCAAGACCAACUCCUGAUUGGUUACAGCCGUGGCCUAAUGAUGGUGUGGGAUACGAGAAUGGGACGUGCUGUACGACACUUCUUAGGCACACAGCAACUGGAGAAUGUUUUCUGGUGCCGUGAUGGAAAACACAUAAUCAGCUGUCACAAUGACGGAGGAUACAGGCAGUGGACAGAAUCUGGUGAGAGGAUACAGGAAUCGCCCAUUGAGAACAAGGUGCCGUAUGGUCCCUUUCGCUGCAAAGCAAUUUGUAAAAUAGGCUGGCAUAUGACACGCAGAGGGUCACCAUAUAUUGUGUUCCAAGGUGGAAUGCCCAUGGCUAGUUACGGGGAUCGGCACAGUAUAUCUGUCGUCCAUGGUAACCAACAGACCGCAUUUGAUUUCACCUCGCGGAUCAUUGACCAUAUUGUGAUUGGAAACCCUGAUCCAUCAGCAGAAUAUGAUGAACCACGGGCUUUGCUGGUGUUGGCAGAAGAAGAACUGGUGGCAAUUGACCUGCAGACUCCUGGUUGGCCAGUAAUCCAGUGUCCAUACCUUGUGUCACUUCAUUGCUCAGCCAUCACCUGCUCCUAUCACAUAUCUUCUAUCCCCCUGAAGCUGUGGGAGAGGAUUAUCAGCGCUGGCAGGAAGCAGAACACCCACUAUUCCGGCAUGCCAUGGCCGGUUGAUGGCGGUGUAAUAUUGGCGCCACCUCCACCACAGAGAGACCUGCUUCUUACAGGGCAUGAAGACGGCACUGUGCGGUUCUGGGAUGCGUCUGGUGUGUGUCUGCAGCUGAUGUAUAAGAUGAGCACAGUGGGGGUCUUUCAAACCGAUUCUGACCAUAAUGAUAACCUCAACCCUCAUGGAGAGGAAGAGUGGCCCCCACUUAGAAAAGUUGGCUCGUUUGACCCAUACAGUGACGACCCCCGGCUUGGAGUGCAGAAACUUUACUUGUGUAAAUACAGUGGCUACCUGUCUGUUGCUGGGACUGCUGGGCAGGUUCUAGUUCUAGAGUUGAACGAUGAGGCUGCAGAGCAAGUGGUUGAGAACACCGUAGUGAAUCUUUUACAGGAGCAAGAAGGUUAUCGUUGGAAAGGCCAUGAGCAGCUACGUGCCCGUACGGACUCCAUCCGCUUUCCUCCGGGAUUUCAGCCAUUCUGUUUGGUGCAGUGCCAGCCGCCUGCUGUCGUGACGUCGCUAGCGCUGCACUCUGAGUGGAGACUGCUUGCUUUUGGCACCAGUCAUGGCUUUGGCCUUUACGACUAUCAGCAGAAACGCCAAGUGAUGGUCAAGUGCACGCUGCAUGCGAGUGAUCAACUGGCAUUGGAGGGGCCCCUAUCGCGAGUAAAGUCACUAAAGAAAUCUCUGCGUCAGUCCUUCCGUCGCAUCCGAAGAAGCCAGGUUAACAAACGAAGAGCAGGAACUGACAGCAAAGUGCAGGAGGCUAAUGCCCGCUUUGAACAGGAAGCCCUGCAGGACAUGGAAUUGGCACCUGUGCAGAGAAGGAUUGAGGCUCGCUCAGCAGAGGAUUCCUUUACUGGAUUUGUCCGCACUCUGUACUUUGCAGACACCUUCCUGCGAGACAGCUCCAGACACUGUCCUUCUCUAUGGGCAGGCACAAAUGGUGGCACGGUGUACGCAUUUUCUCUGCGGGUGCCUCCUACAGAACGUCGGAUGGAGGAAGUUGUGUCUGCAGCACAAGUCAAAGAGAUCCAACUUAUGCAUCGGGCACCGGUGGUUGGUAUUCUUAUUCUGGAUGGUCACAGUGUUCCCCUUCCAGAGCCAUUGGAAGCAGCUCAUGACCUCUCAAAGAGCCCAGAUAUGCAGGGCAGCCACCAGCUGCUCGUCUUGUCUGAAGAACAGUUCAAGAUCUUCACACUGCCAAAAGUAAGCAGCAAAUUGAAGCUGAAAUUGACUGCUACAGAAGGGUGUCGAGUGCGUAAAGCAGCAGUAUGCACUUUUAGUAGCUCUCGAGCAGAGGAUCACACAGAGAACCACUUGACUGUGCUUACAAACCUUGGUGACAUACAGGUGGUAUCUCUGCCCCAUCUGAAGCCACAGGUCCGAUACGACUGCAUUCGCAAAGAGGAUGUGAGUGGCAUUGCAUCCUGUGUCUUCACAAAACAAGGACAAGGAUUUUAUCUGAUCUCUCCCUCUGAACUGGAACGUUUCUCGCUGUCAACAUGUUGGCUGAUUGCACCUCGUUGUAGGGUGGAUCCACCACAGGAUCUGCACAGUGGUCAACACCCGCGAGGUAGUAAUGAAUGUCAUCUUGAAAGAUCCAGACAAUCUAAUUGGGAUGAUGAAGACACCGAGGCACAAAGGACCAGAGGAGCACUAAUGGAGCAUGCAUUGCUGAAUGAUGAAAAGAUGCUGAAAGAGAUCCAGAACACCCUAGAAGGAUCACGAAUAAGCUUCAAUGAAAGAAAUUCCAGACAAAUCAGUGUAGGAAGACUCAGUAACGGUGCAGCUGAAUGAAAUGCCUGCCAGCGUCCUUCCGACAGCUUGGGAACCAAGCUCAGUGCCAUUACACUACAAUAUUUGGAGCCGAGCACAAUGCAAUACAUUUUUCUGGAGCUUGGACUUUUUUUAGUGGGCAAUAUGCCCAUGCUGCACACAAGUCUUUACCCGUUUGUGUGGGAAAUUGUUUUAAGUUAUGAAUCUUAAUUGCCUUACUGAUUGUGUGCGCAGCACCCCCAAUGAAAAGUGAAAGUUUUAUUACCAUGGUUUUUGUUCUUAAUUGUCAAUUAUGGUUUUUAAAGAUUUGAAAUAUUUUGCAUUUUAUUGGAGUAUUUUAGCAUCAGUGUUUUAUAUGAUGUAUGAGGCAGAAUGCACAACCAUGACAGAUCCCAGGACCCAUUCUAUAUUUGGGCUACCUUAGUCUAUUUUUGUAAGAAACGAGUUUUGUUCUGGAGGUAUCUGUGGCCAAUAAAAAAACAUCUGUUUCUCA